UCCGUGAUCUGUUUCACUUUCACAUGUUGGGAAGUCCAGUUCUUAUGAAUCUUUGUGAAUAUAUUUCAAGCAGUAUACGUUUCUGCCCUCUCUCUAUAUAAUGGUUGCCUGUAUAAAUCUCACUGGCCCUGAUUACAAUCUCAAUUUUGAAAACGCAGCAUAAGAAAAUGAAGAUAAGUUUCCUAGUAUUGGCUCUCUUACUUUCUUCCUUAAGUAUUAUAUCGUCUAUGGCUUUAACUGACACAAUUGUGCUUGAUAUGGAUGGCGCGAAACUGCAGACAUCCUCAAAUUACUACGUUGUUCCUGUCAUUCGUGGGAAAGGUGGUGGUGGACUGGGAAUUGGGCUGCUAGACAAUACAUGUCCCUUCUUUGUUCUGCAGGAAAAUUUUGAAGUUUCUAAUGGAAUACCACUGAGAUUUUUUCAUGCUGAUAGGAAUCUGAAGGCAGUAAAUAUAUCAGUUGAUGUGAAUGUAGUGUUCUCAACAGCGACAACCUGUGUACAGUCGACUGCUUGGAGACUUGGAGAAAUUGAUGAUUUAACGGGCAAGAGGUACGUUAAAACCGGUGGGAUUGUUGGUAAUCCAGGUUUAGGGACAGUUAAUAACUGGUUUAAGAUAGAAAAACAUGGAGGAGACUAUAAACUUGUUUAUUGCCCCAGUGUUUGUAAGUUCUGUAAAGUUGUUUGCGGGGAUUUGGGAGUUCUUUAUGAGGAUGGUAGUAGAUGGUUAGGUUUAAGUGAUGUACCGCUAGCAAUUAUGUUCAGAAAGGCAUAAAAUUGUUGUGUUUUUUCCUUAUCAAUCACAAAAAUUGGGAGAAACUUGUUCAGAAACAACUUUUUUUGCUCGAGAAUUCUAUUAUGCAUUACCUGUGAAUGUAGUGUU
This is a messenger RNA of Papaver somniferum (opium poppy), 881 nucleotides long. RefSeq names its product kunitz trypsin inhibitor 2-like. Gene Ontology annotation, molecular function: endopeptidase inhibitor activity. The record is from RefSeq and is a predicted model, not a curated record. The coding region runs from base 168 to 773 and encodes 201 amino acids. The transcript has a single exon. NCBI's taxonomy places the organism in Eukaryota, Viridiplantae, Streptophyta, Magnoliopsida, Ranunculales, Papaveraceae.